CCAUCCCAUCCCAUCCCAUCCCAUCCCAUCCCCAAGUGACCCCCCAAUCACGGCUGAUUCAAGCCUGCUGAGCGCGCUGGCACGAAUCUUUGCCCUGGAUUGAAGCCACGAAGCCAACACACGCUCUGCUCGCCGCUCAUUCACACUCGCACCACGCGCACCACGCGCUCCUUCGCCUCCCCUCUUGACUCAGCCUUGCUUCAGUCUCUCGUUCGCGCUCGGGUGUUGCUUUUGCGCAGAGUCCGCGCAAAAUUCUUGCCCGCCCGCGCCCAAGCCCUUUGUUCUUCUAAUACUUCGCCGUCCCAUCAUGAUAGAGUCAUAGCAGACGCGACUCUAUUCUAGUCAAUCAGAAAAGAUGGCAAAGCCGUUGCCAACCCACGCAGAUCUGAUCGACUACAAUCAAGCCGUUGCGGGACAUGACGGGACUCUCUCAGAUGUCGACGGCGAACUGUUCAUCAAGCCUUGUACACCGGCUGAAAUCGCAUUCUACGACUCCUCGGUGGCUGACCAUCCUGACUUCGCCGACUUUAUGCCAACUUAUAUGGGCACCUUGACCCUCGACCACCACCCAAAUGGCACAACGAUAGAGGAAGCUGGCGCAGUUUUGCUUGCCAAACAUGCCCCCGUAGUCGAACACUACGAACAUCACAAUGGGACAACCGUACAGGCCUCUGGGCUAGCUGUCUUCGAAAGGAACGAGGAAGCGCUGGACAAGGCAGAGGCAGUGAUGAUAGCCAAGCACUCGAUUCCCGAGGUUGUAGUUCCGGUCAAGACCAGCAAGAAGAUAAUUACGGACCAAGCCGUGGUGCUCGAGAACGCAGCCCAUGGUUUCGUCAAACCUAAUAUUAUGGAUGUGAAGCUCGGCGUGCGAUUGUGGGCUGAUGAUGCGAAGGAGGAGAAGCGCAUCCGCUUUAACAAAGUAACAGCAGAGACUACACACAAGGAUCUUGGAUUUCGAAUAGCUGGAAUGAGAGUCUGGCAUGGUGAAGGCGCAAAGGGUACAGAUAUCGACAAGGAAGGAUUUAAGAUCUACGAUAAGAAUUAUGGAAGGGUCUCAGUACAAACCUCGAAUGUCGAGGAGGCGUUUAGGAAUUUCAUCUUCUCUCCAACUGCGGGUGUAGGCGAGGAGUUGGGCAAGUUAGUAUCACAAGCUUUUUUGGCAGAUGUGAAACGGAUCCAAGCUGUCAUGGAAAGUCAAGAGAGUCGUAUGUUCUCUGCAAGCCUGCUAUUUGUGUUCGAGGGUGAUGGAGUUGCUCUCCGAGCUGCCAUGGAAGAAGCGAGCCGUUCUCCAGCCACACUAGCGAAUGGAGACGGAGAAACCUCCGAUUUUGACGAGGAUGAGGCUUUGGGACCUAAGAUAUAUGCUGUGAAGGUUAUAGAUUUCGCCCAUGCACAAUGGACGCCUGGGCAGGGACCAGAUGAGAAUUCUCUCACUGGCAUCAGAAGUGUGGCUCGCAUCCUUGAGACUAUCGGGAGUGCUUGAGCCUAUCUCGGAGGGCGGGUACGGAUCUAGAAAGGUUCGCUGCCAGUGGACGGAUGGGUGUUGGCAUGGGAUUUUUCUGGAGUUCUGGAUUCGAUGAAUGCUACGGAUUAUGAUUGCUAUCUGUUAGAUACCCAUGGAGUAUUGGGAACAGCAUAGAACGAAAGAUUCCACUCGAUGAUUUGCGUCGUCACUCUCGCUAUCUCAUCCACUCAACUUUCCAAAUAAUUAGGCUCCCCCGGUGAGAGCUCUUGCUCUGACAAGCUGAUUUACACUUCGGCGAGCCCCCUUAUGAUAUACAUUCUGGUCAGAAACCAAGUUUCCCUUCCAAGACAGGCAUUCAGAAACGGACUAGAAAUGCAAUCAGCUCCAGACAAGGACAGUCAACCAGCGGGACAGACAAUGUAGAUAAAAGGUAAACCAAAGUGCAGAACCAGCAAUUCAGCCUCUGCGGCUGGACGAGAUCCAUCGACUGGAAGCCUGAUUUAACAAGCAGUCGCUCCUCUUUCUCUUCAUCGUACCUCCGCCAUGCGGAACCAACCGGUGCCUUUGUUCCAAUUCGUAUACUUCUACUUCUGUUCAUUCUCGUCGCGCCAAAUACAAAUUAUGGGUCGCCUUCGUUAUCAACGGUAUCCUCGGCGAUCGCUGACUACCAGCGUGCGGUCUAUUUUCAUGGUGUAACGUGUGGUGGCGACUUGAGGCAUACUAAAGUUGUAGUAAUCAUGACU
Cadophora gregata is the source of this 2208-nucleotide messenger RNA. RefSeq lists its product as uncharacterized. Gene Ontology annotation, molecular function: inositol hexakisphosphate kinase activity; inositol-1,4,5,6-tetrakisphosphate 3-kinase activity. The transcript is spliced from 3 exons. Gene Ontology annotation, biological process: phosphatidylinositol phosphate biosynthetic process; inositol phosphate biosynthetic process. The record is from RefSeq and is a predicted model, not a curated record. Gene Ontology annotation, cellular component: cytoplasm; nucleus. Lineage: Eukaryota; Fungi; Ascomycota; Leotiomycetes; Helotiales; Ploettnerulaceae. Bases 356 to 1483 code for a protein of 375 amino acids.